Molecule: messenger RNA, 3132 nt
Organism: Ricinus communis (castor bean)
Lineage: Eukaryota; Viridiplantae; Streptophyta; Magnoliopsida; Malpighiales; Euphorbiaceae
Product: putative receptor protein kinase ZmPK1
Exons: 1
Coding region: 67-2505 (812 amino acids)
Biological process (GO): recognition of pollen; protein phosphorylation
Molecular function (GO): ATP binding; protein serine/threonine kinase activity
Source: RefSeq, a predicted model, not a curated record
CAUGCCAUUACUCGUAGUUUUUCUAAGAUGGAUUCUUUCCAGUGCUAAGUAAUUUAUAAGGUCCAAAUGAUGUGUUCAUCUGGUCUUAUGUCUCACCUGUCAUCUCAAGUCUCAACCAUCAAGUUGUUCCAAAUGUCUACCAUUUUCUCCUUUAUUGUUUUGUCGCUGUUCAUAUCACCUUCGACUUCAUUUUCAUCUUCAACAUUACAUGAUAAUUUACAUAAAGGAUUGUCUCUGUUUGUGGAGAAACCAGACCAUGUUUUGGUUUCACCAAAUCGCAUUUUCUUUGCUGGUUUUCACCAAGUUGGCGACAAUGCUUAUUGUUUUGGCAUAUGGUUUAGUGAAUCCCCUUUCUCAAACAACACAGUAGUUUGGAUGGCAAAUCGGGACCAACCCAUUAAUGGAAAGCGAUCAAAGCUAUCUUUACUGAAAAAUGGUAAUCUCAUAUUAACUGAUGUUGAUCAUGUUGUUUGGGCUACCAACACAAUUGCAAAAUCUUCAGAUUCACUGCAGCUUCGAGAUACUGGCAAUCUUGUUCUAGUUACGGCAGAGGGUGUUAUUCUUUGGCAAAGCUAUGACUACCCAACAGAUACCCUUCUUCCACUCCAGAGUUUGACCAGAAAUACAAUGCUGGUCUCAUCUAGAAGCCUGAGCAAUUUUUCUUCAGGUUUCUACAAGUUAGCAUUCAAUGACGAUAAUGUUCUACGUCUUCUUUAUGAUGGUCCAGAUGUCUCAAGUAUCUACUGGCCAGAACAGCAUCAUUUGGGUUACCAACCAGGCAGAACCUUAUACAACAGCAGCAGAAUUGCUUUCCUAGAUUCCUUGGGAGAGUUUACUUCAUCAGAUAAAUUCGAAUUUUUCUCAGCGGAUUAUGGAGAAGGACUUCAACUGCGAUUGACACUUGAUUUUGAUGGCAAUCUUCGCUUGUAUAGCCGAGGAAAUGGUUCCUGGGUUGUGUCAUGGCAAGUCUUUGCUGACACAUGCAUGAUUCACGGAGCUUGUGGACCUAACAGUAUGUGCAGCUUUAAGCUUGGCAUUGGUAGGAAAUGCUCUUGCCUUCCGGGAUUUAGAUUGAGAAGUUACACUGAUUUGUCUCAUGGUUGUGAGCCAGAAUUUAAUUUUUCUUGCGACUCAAAUGAGACUACUUUCCUUCAACUGCCACAUGUUGAAAGUUAUGGAUAUGAUAUUACCUACACGCAAAAUUACACAUUGGAGAGGUGCAAAAGACUUUGUUUAGGAAGAUGUGAUUGCAAAGGUUUUGUUUAUCAAGUUGGUUCGUGUUAUCCCAAGACGCAAUUACAAAAUGGUUACAGUACUCCGUAUUUCGCAGGUGACCUUUAUGUGAAAGUGCCCAAGGACAGUUACUUCUCCAACAACCUUACUGUAAACAGCAUAUCCAGUUUGCGUUGUCCUACUCAAAUUGUUGCGCAAUUGGACAGAAGAUAUGCAAGAAGCCAUCGAAAUUGGCCCUUGGAGUUCUUGCUUUGGUUUUUUGGUCUUAUAGGAGCCAUCGAAAUGUUAAUGAUUUUGGUGUGGCUUUUAUUAAUUAGAAGCUGGCAGAAUAGAGAUGCAUCUGAUCAGGCCUGUCUGCUUGCUGCAACAGGUUUCAGAAGAUUCACAUACAGCGAGCUGAAGAAAGCAACGCGAAAUUUCAGAGAGGAAAUUGGAAGAGGAGGGGGAGGAAUCGUUUACAAAGGCAUAUUGCGUGAUCAUCGAGUUGCAGCAAUUAAGAGACUUAAUAAAAGUAACCAGGGAGAGGCUGAAUUUCUAGCAGAAUUAAGCACCAUUGGGAAGCUUAAUCACAUGAAUUUGAUAGCCAUGUGGGGAUAUUGUGUAGAAGGAAACCGUAGGCUUUUGGUCUACGAAUACAUGGAGCAUGGUUCUUUGGCCAAAACUCUGUCUGCCAAAGAACUUGACUGGAAAAAGAGGUUUGAAAUUGCUGUCGGGACUGCAAAAGGCCUAGCAUAUCUCCAUGAAGAAUGCUUGGAAUGGGUUGUGCACUGCGACGUAAAGCCAGAAAACGUACUCCUCGACUCUGACUACCAGCCAAAGGUAUCAGAUUUUGGCCUCUCCCGUUUGCUAAAUAGAAGUGGCAUUAGGAAUAUAGACUUUUCAAGGAUGAGAGGGACCAGAGGUUACAUGGCUCCAGAUUGGCUAUUUAAUCUGCCUAUCACAGCUAAGGUGGAUGUCUAUAGCUAUGGGAUAGUCGUGUUAGAGAUGGUGACCGGGAAGAGCCCAGCUCUGGGUGACCAUGCUACUUGUAGCAACCAGGCAGGAGAGCAGGAAAGAUUAGUUGAGUGGAUCAAAAAGAAAAAAAGUGGAGUUGCUGCUAAAACAAUUUGGGUUAAAGAGAUCAUAGACCCCACAGUGGGGAGUGGCUAUGACACUAAGAAAUUGGAAACUAUGAUUGAAGUGGCUUUGCAGUGUGUUGAGGAAAACAAAGAUGCAAGACCCACCAUGAGCCAAGUAGUUGAGAUGCUUGUCAGGAAUGAAAAUGAUCAUUAGCAACAAUGGUGAGUGCAACUGUCAAAAGGUCUUUGGAUAACAUAUUAAGCCAUUGAAGUGCUGUAGUACUUUUGCGAAUAUUCUAUAAGAAACUCAGAUGGAUUGAAGGAAGCCACACUAUACUAAAUUCUGUGCAUCUCCUUAUUUAUUUUAAUGAAUUUGCUUGAGUAGCCCAAAUAUAGAGGGACACCCAAAUUAAUUUCGUCGGAUGGCAAUUUCUCCUCAUCUCUCCCCGAAAAUCCUCCUUGACACUGAGAGUACUCAAAUGGAUCAUAGCCUCACGGAAUCUGCCUUCCCACAAGGUUGAGUUGCUCCCAAAUUCAAUUGCCAUUAUAUUGUGUAUUUUCUUAUUUAUCAGAAGCUAGAAGACCAAGACCCUUUUCCAAAUUCUUGUAGUAACUAUUAUCAGAUAUGAAGGGACUUACGGGGUCCAAAGGAACCAUAAUUGUUGAAUUUAGGUUAUUUAUUGGACUUACGUGUGAGCCCCUGAGCACAAAAAGUAGCCAAUUGAUUUUCAUUUACUUCUCCUCAAUUAGCUCCCACUGUAUUCAAGGAAGACAAACUGCAUUUCUUGCUUAUCAAAACUAUAUGAAAACAUAAAAUACAAUACAAGCAGAUAAUUUUUAA